Candidozyma auris is the source of this 2184-nucleotide messenger RNA. RefSeq lists its product as uncharacterized. NCBI's taxonomy places the organism in Eukaryota, Fungi, Ascomycota, Pichiomycetes, Serinales, Metschnikowiaceae. Bases 1 to 2184 code for a protein of 727 amino acids. Gene Ontology annotation, molecular function: protein binding. The record is from RefSeq and is a predicted model, not a curated record. The transcript has a single exon.
AUGACUCUUUUUAAACCUUUGAUCAUUACUAGGGCUGUUAUCGAAAAUAGUCUUCUUGACUCAAUCCAAUGCUCUGAGAACCUGCAAGUAGCUGUCAACAACUCCGACCAUCUCAUCGUCCUUGAUCCCAAGCUUCCUUCGCUCAACCAAUGCGUGAACAGACUUCAGGAAAACACAUCCUCUAAGCUUUCACUCGACUUGGAACUUUUUUAUGAUGUGAAUAAGGUCUUCAACAUCAAGGAGCUUGACUCAUUCGGUCUCCAGAUGUUCUCAAAGCUACUCGUCGAGGACGGAGAAGAUAGAUUUACCUUUGGCAGAAUAGCCGAGCCCACGAUUGUUGCGCAUAGCUGGUCCAGAAUAACUGAUAGAACACGAGAUUGCUAUCUUGGACUCUUACUAAAUACGGGAGAGGUUCUAGUGUUGAAAAGGGAGUCGCAGGAUGCUGCAAAAUACAACGUGAUCUUUAGAACAUUUCUAUGUUUACUAGAUCAGUUGAGCAUUCUGCAAAGUCGUCUCACUAAGGAAGGCGAUCUAAUAGUGAAUAAUACUCAUAAUCUCGAGCUUAGAGUGACAAGCUUUGAAUUCGGUAAAACCUCCAAAGGCGGGAAUUUUAUUCUGUUGGCUCAUGCAAAUGGGCAACUCUCAAUUCACAAAUUGAGCCCGAGAUUGCCAGAAACCUCCAGAGUGGAUGUAACAGGCACAAUUGUCAAACAGGAGUGGUCUGAUGAUGGGUCGUCAAUUGCAUUAGUUAGGUCAGAUAACUCCGUAGUGAUGUUAUCACUUGAUGAGAAUGCAACAUUUAAGGAAUCUCCGAAAAUCAUCAAGACAGCUUCACGUUACUUGGUUUCUCGACUUAAAAUCCUUUCCAGUGAUAAAUUGGUGGUUACUGACACACGAAACAUAUAUGUUUUCAGCAACAAUAAUUUAAACGAGACAGAGCUUCCUCAUCGUUCAACAAUUCUGUGUCUCUCAUCUUGCAAGCUACCGUGUGGAUUUGGCCUUCUUUUGGGAUUCGAAACGGGUCAGGUGCUAACUCUCAGAAUAACCUCUGAGGGGAGUUGUACAGUUGAGAGCACUCCGCAGACAUGGAGUGCUUUUGUUCAGCGAGCGGUAAUACAAUUUCAGCUUCUUAAUAUCAAGGAGCAAAGAAAGGCUCCUUCAAAGAUUUUUGAGCCUAUGCUUAAUCACAAAGUGGAAGGAAACUUCUCUAUUCAUGGUGGACAGAUUAGCUCUAAUGGACAAUUCAUCUUUGCUUAUAGCAUAGCGCCGAGAAAUGUAAUUCACUACGAGACAAUCUCUAAAGCAGAAUUCAACAUUGGCCAGAUAGCUAUCAUCGAUUUUUUUCCAGAUGCAAUAAUUCUUCCUUCUACAAACACACCCAUUGCUCAAGUUCAGUCAAUCUUUCUUGAACAUAUUCAUGAAUUGCCCGUUGCAGCAACCGCUAGUAUUAGAAAUAAUCCAGAGGCAAUGGCAAAGUAUCUUGAUUCACUCGCGAAUUGGAAAACGAAACAUUUUGUUGACCCACGAAACAUCGUGCUAGAUUUUAAUCGCUGUAGAUCACUACAGGCAAGUUUAUCUACCCAAUUUCAUCAUAAUGACGAAGUGAGCCAGUUGCAAAAGGUUUUCACCUUUAACAUACUUUUUCUUAGGGCCCUAGAAGCUUUUGAAACAGAAUUGGGCUCACACGAAGCUAUAGAGAUUCGGAAAUCGAUUCUUACAAAGGAGCAAGAGAGCAUCAAAGAUAAGAUCAUCAGGCAUCUAGGCGAAGUUGUUUUAGGCCAUACUGAAAUUGACAGCUCGCUUUCAUAUGCUGAUAAAUUCAUUUAUCUCUCAUUUUGGAAACUCCUUCCAAGCGAGAUAUCACAGAAAUACACUGUUCCCGAUGAUGCCAAGUUGGUCGAAUCAACUGAUUUAGUGACGGAAACGUUUAUGAUCCAGAAAGAUAUAAUUCCUCCAGAAAAUUUCCAAAAGUAUGCCUAUUCCGAGUCCUCUCACGCAUGGCGUCGUUGUGACUUGACGAUGUUGCCAAUUUUGAGUCUCGAUAAUAAAACUGACGAGCUUGAAGUCUUCGUUUACUCAACUCCUGGGUCUAAUGAUAGCGAAUUAGCGACUACGUUGCAAGAGGAGCUCGAUUACUGUAUUUAUACAGGCAAUAGGACAUUUAAACUCAAAGUUGGCCUAUGA